Aricia agestis (brown argus) is the source of this 797-nucleotide messenger RNA. It is a transcript of the gene mRpS28, whose product is annotated as 28S ribosomal protein S28, mitochondrial. Gene Ontology annotation, cellular component: mitochondrial small ribosomal subunit. The transcript has 2 exons. NCBI's taxonomy places the organism in Eukaryota, Metazoa, Arthropoda, Insecta, Lepidoptera, Lycaenidae. The record is from RefSeq and is a predicted model, not a curated record. Bases 198 to 725 code for a protein of 175 amino acids.
GUUCAUAAAUUUAUCACUUAAAUUUAGAUACAUAUUAGUUUAAAGUGGAUCAAUAUAUAAAUAACUGUAUCUCUACAAACUUAUUCUUAACACGCUCUCCACAUUUAACUUGUAACCAAAAGAAAAAAGUGGUGAAAGAGGUUAUAUAAUUUAAAGGUUAAAAUUAGGUUUCUUAUUUAUCAGACAAAAUAAGAAAUAUGUUAAGAAGAAUACAGAUUGCAAAAAUUAUUCAUAAUGCUAAGUUUGAGACUAGCUCUAGGUGCAUCAGCCUCACACCAAAAAUCCUAACAACUACUGAAAAUGCCGAAACCCCAAGUACGUCUACUCUUGGUGGUUUUGCUAAAUCCUUUGAAAAGCAGACACAGAUGCUACAAAGUAAGGAUGAUGAGAAUUUAACGUUUGCAGCUCUUCUACGAAAUUCAAAAUUUGUGGAUCUUGGUGAUCCUGUUGGAAAGAUUGUUAUUGGCAAAAUCUUCCAUAUAGUUGAAGAUGACUUGUACAUAGAUUUCGGGUGGAAAUUCCACUGUGUAUGCACCAGGCCAGCAAACAGAAGCGAAGAGUAUGUAAGAGGAGCUCGAGUGAGAAUACAAAUUAAUGAUUUAGAAUUAUCAUCAAGGUUUCUCGGAUCAAGUACAGAUCUGACAUUACUAGAAGCUGAUUGUAAGCUGCUAGGUGUUGUAUCCUCCCCAGUAAGAGCAUCAACAAGUGAAAAAAAGGAGGCAUAAACUAUUCAUCAUACUAUUUUAUAAGUGCAUUUGUUGUGUUAAUAUUCUAAAAUAAACCUAGUUUUAAAUGUA